AUGAAGCUCUCAUCAUAUCUCUGCGCGGCGGUCCUGGCCACGGCUGGUCAGGCCGCCAAGGACACGCCGCUGUACAAGGACCCCAAGGCCUCUGUGGAUGAUCGUGUUGCCGAUCUCCUCAAGCGCAUGACGGUCAAGGACAAGAUGGCCCAGCUCAUCCAGGGCGACAUGUCCAACUAUCUCAACCUCACCGAUGGCAGGGUGAACAAGACAGGCUUGGCCUGGAACAUGGACAACCGUGCCAACUCUCUCUGGACUGGCCUAUAUGCCAAGAUGGAGACUGUAAAGAAGGCUGCAAAGCUGGCACAGGACUAUAUGCUCAAGGAGACUGAGCUUGGUAUCCCUACCUUUGUCCAGAGUGAGGGUCUUCAUGGUGUCUUGAUCCUCAAUGGCACCAUCUUCAACUCUCCCAUUGGCAUAGGAUGCUCCUUCAACCCUGAGCUCGUUGAGAAGAUGGCAGGCGUGAUUGCUACUGAGAGCCGAGCUCUUGGUAUCAACCAGCUGUUUUCCCCUCAAGCUGAUCUCGCCCGAGAGUUGCGAUUCGGCCGAGUGGAGGAGUGCUUCUCCGAGGACUCGUACCUCGCAGGAGAAAUGUCAUAUCGGUACGUCAAGGGUCUCCAGGCCGGAGGCGUGUCGGCCAUGGUCAAGCACUUUGCUGCUUUUGCUACCCCAGAGCAGGGUAUCAACACCGCUCCAGUCCACGGUGGUGAGCGCGAGCUGCGGUCUCUCUACCUCCCACCCCUGAAGCGGGCCAUCAUUGAUGGAGGUGCCACCUCUAUCAUGUCUUCCUACAACUCCUACGAUGGAGUCCCAACUGUCUCCGACUCUUACCUCCUCACUGAUAUCCUUCGAGAUGAGUGGGGUUAUGAGUACUAUGUCAUCUCUGACGCUGGUGGCACUGCCCGUCUCGCCAACGCCUUCUACAUCUGCCCCAUUGAGGACAACGAAUGCAUUACUCUCGAGGCCCUCCCUGCCGGUAACGAUGUCGAGAUGGGCGGUGGCUACUGGAGCUACGAGUCCAUCCCCGACCUUGUCAAGUCUGGCAAGCUCGAUGAGGCGAUCCUCGACAAGGCCGUGUCCCGCGUGCUCCGCUCCAAGUUCACCAUGGGUCUUUUCGAGAAGCCAUUCACUGGCGUCUCUGACGACAAGAUCUGGGACUACAUCAACACCAAGAAGCACAAGAAGCUCGCCCGUGACCUUGAUGCUGAGAGUAUCGUGCUCCUCGAGAACCACGACAACGUGCUGCCCUUGAAGAAGGACGCCAACGUGGCUGUUAUUGGCCCCAUGGCCCAUGGCUAUGUCAAUUACGGAGACUAUGUCAUCCACACUGCUCCAUCUCGUGGCAUCACACCCCUCGACGGCAUCAAGGCCGUUAGCAAGGGCAAGGUCACCUACGCUAAGGGCUGUGAGCGCUGGUCCAACGACGACUCUGGCUUCGAUGAGGCUGUCGCCGCCGCUGAAAAGGCCGACGUCGCAGUCGUCGUUGUCGGAACCUGGUCCCGCGACCAGAACGAGCUCUGGGCUGGCCUCAACGCCACCACCGGCGAGCACAUUGACGUUAGCAACCUCGACCUCGUUGGUGCCAUGCCCAGACUCGUCAAGGCCAUCAUCGAGACCGGCAAGCCCACCGUUGUCGUCUACAGCUCUGGCAAGCCCAUCACCGAGCCCUGGAUCUCCGAGGAGGCCGCCGCUCUCGUCCAGCAGUUCUACCAGUCCGAGCAGGGCGGAUACGCUCUUGCCGAUAUCCUCUACGGCGAGGUUAACCCCUCUGGAAAGCUCUCCGUCAGCUUCCCCUACGACGUCGGAACUCUGCCCAUCUACUACGACCACCUCAACUCUGCUCGCACGUGGCCCAACCCCGGCAAGGUGUACGAGAACGGCACCCUCGUCUUUGGCAGCAACUACGUCCUUGAGAACCCCACCGCCCUCUACGAGUUUGGCUACGGUCUCUCCUACAGCAAGUUCGAGUUCUCCAACAUUGCCGUGUCCAAGGAGAACGUCACCGCUUCCGACACUGUCACCGUCUCUGUCGACGUUGCCAACAAGUCGAAGCGAGACGGCGCCGAGGUUGUGCAGCUGUACGUCAAGGACAUGCUCGCUUCGGUCGACGUGCCCCGAUUCCAGCUCAAGGGCUUCAAGAAGGUCACCGUCAAGGCCGGCAAGACCACCACUGUCAAGAUCGACCUCAAGGUUGCUGACUGGGGUCUGUGGAACCGCAAGAUGAAGUACGUCGUCGAGCCUGGUGACUUUACCGUCUAUGUCGGCAACUCGAGCGAGAACUUCAAGGGCAAUGUGACAGUCACUGUUGCGUAA
This is a messenger RNA of Fusarium keratoplasticum, 2313 nucleotides long. RefSeq names its product Glycoside hydrolase family 3. The transcript is spliced from 6 exons. NCBI's taxonomy places the organism in Eukaryota, Fungi, Ascomycota, Sordariomycetes, Hypocreales, Nectriaceae. The record is from RefSeq and is a predicted model, not a curated record. Gene Ontology annotation, biological process: glucan catabolic process. Bases 1 to 2313 code for a protein of 770 amino acids. Gene Ontology annotation, molecular function: beta-glucosidase activity.